Messenger RNA from Trichoderma breve, 1104 nucleotides. RefSeq names its product NAD dependent epimerase/dehydratase family domain-containing protein. The transcript has a single exon. Gene Ontology annotation, molecular function: oxidoreductase activity, acting on the CH-OH group of donors, NAD or NADP as acceptor. The record is from RefSeq and is a predicted model, not a curated record. The coding region runs from base 1 to 1104 and encodes 367 amino acids. Lineage: Eukaryota; Fungi; Ascomycota; Sordariomycetes; Hypocreales; Hypocreaceae.
AUGAUAAGCCCUUCAAAACAGACGUUGCUUAUCACCGGCGCAAACGGCUUCCUUGCCGGCCACGUUAUUAAAGAGGCAUUGGAGCAAGGCUACGAUGUCCGAGGCACAGUUCGCUCGUCAGAAUCUGCGAAAAAGGUUCGAGAUCUUUUUGCAGAGUACGCCGAAAUAUUCUCAGUAUUUAUUAUUCAAGACCUUACUCAGAAAGAGAAUUACGAGAGUGCAUUUGUUGGGGUGUCUAAACCCAUUACUGGUGUCAUCAGUGUUGCCGCGCCAUUUACACUGAAGGUCGAGGAUAACUGCCGUCAGCUUCUUGAUCCAGCAAUACAAGGCGCUAUUGCAAUGCUUGAUGCUGUCAACCUUUAUGGCCCCAGCGUACAAUGCGUGGUAACGACUUUGUCGUUCACGGCCAUUAUUGACCUAUCAAAAGGUUGCCGACCAGGCCAUGUAUAUUCGGAAGAGGAUUGGAACCCAAUGACCUAUGCAGAAGCUGCCAAUGCGGAUGCUGUGUCAGCGUACUGUGCUUCGAAGGCUUUGGCCGAGAACGCCAUUUGGGAUUGGAUGGAACGUGAGGAGCAUGCUUUCUCCGUGGCGACGAUUAACCCUCCUCUGAUCUUUGGCCCCUAUACCGGUGGAAUUACCGAUCUAAAACAUCUCAACGAAUCGACUGCUGUGCUCUGGAGUCUCCUGGAUGCAAAAGAAGUACUACCUACCGAUUUUGCGGGCUUUGUUGAUGUUCGCGUUGCUGCGAAAGCUCACAUAGAAGUAUACAAACGGCCUGACGCAGGUGGGCAGAGAUUUCUGGUCGCUUCGACUUUCAAUUGUCACGCCGCGGUAGAUGCAGUCAGAGAAGACAUUUCUGAACUCGUAAACUGCAUUCCCGAAGGAACCAAAGGCAUUAAUAUAUCCAAUACGGUGUAUGGCGUUAAUAGAAAAAGCUUAAUUUACUAUACAAAUCCAAUUUAUUAUAACUAUUCUAAGCAGACCAAGAUAUACAACGCUGACCAAUACGUGGACUUGCCUCUUCUGAAAACCAAGCUUGCAUUUGUAAUUUAUCAGCAGAGCCAGGCUCACUUUCGGUUGUUUCGUUAUAUCCCAGGGCCAUGA